Eublepharis macularius is the source of this 2791-nucleotide messenger RNA. It is a transcript of the gene ULK3, whose product is annotated as unc-51 like kinase 3. Gene Ontology annotation, cellular component: cytoplasm; autophagosome. Gene Ontology annotation, molecular function: protein serine/threonine kinase activity; ATP binding. Gene Ontology annotation, biological process: peptidyl-serine phosphorylation; autophagy; protein autophosphorylation. Lineage: Eukaryota; Metazoa; Chordata; Lepidosauria; Squamata; Eublepharidae. The transcript is spliced from 16 exons. Bases 78 to 1490 code for a protein of 470 amino acids. The record is from RefSeq and is a predicted model, not a curated record.
CAAGCAGGAAGCGCCGCCCGGCCUCCCCUCGCCCUGUCCUCCCGGCCCGCCGGGGCGCUGCAUGGGGCGGCCGCGGGAUGGCAGGGGCCGGCUGGGCCCCCCCGCACCUGGAGGACUUUAUCCUGACCGAGCGCCUGGGCAGCGGCACCUACGCCACCGUCUUCAAAGCCUACAGGAAAAAGAAUGCCCGGGAAGUGGUGGCCAUCAAGUGCGUCAGCAAGAAGACUCUCAACAAGGCGUCCGUGGAAAACCUCUUGACGGAAAUCGAGAUUCUGAAGACCAUUCGCCACCCGCACAUCGUGGAGCUGAAAGACUUCCAGUGGGACAAAGAGCACAUCUUCCUGAUCAUGGAGUUUUGUGCCGGAGGAGACUUGUCUCGCUUCAUCCACGCCCGGAGGAUACUCCCCGAGAAGGUGGCUCGCAUCUUCCUGCAGCAGCUGGCUUGUGCCUUGAAAUUCCUUCACGACAAGAACAUCUCUCAUUUGGAUCUCAAACCUCAGAAUAUCCUACUCAGCUCCCUGUACAAGCCUCACCUCAAACUGGCAGAUUUUGGAUUUGCACAACACAUGUCCCCGUGGGAUGAGAAACACGUGCUCAGGGGUUCGCCGCUUUACAUGGCUCCAGAGAUGGUUUGCAGCCGGCAGUACGAUGCCCGUGUGGACCUGUGGUCUGUGGGGGUGAUUCUCUAUGAGGCCCUGUUUGGGAGACCCCCGUUUGCUUCCAAGUCGUUCGCUGAGCUGGAGGACAAGAUCCGCAGCAAUCAGCCGAUCGAGCUCCCCAGCCGCCCGCGGCUCUCUUCGGAGUGCCGGGACCUUCUGCAGCGCCUCCUGAAGAGGGACCCCCAGGAGCGCAUCUCCUUCAAGGAGUUCUUCUCUCACCCCUUCGUCGACAUGGAGCACAUGCCUAGUGCCGAAAGUCUGGACAAAGCAACCUCACUUGUAACAGAAGCCGUGAAGAAGGACCAAGAUGGGGAUUUUUCAGCCGCCCUCUCACUCUAUUCCAAGGCCCUGGAGUACUUUGUCCCUGCCCUGCGCUAUGAAGUUGAUGCUCGCAGGAAGGAGGCCAUCAGAGCCAAGGUGAGCCAAUACAUCUCGCGAGCGGAGCAACUGAAAGUCAUGGUCACGUCCAAUAACAAAACUCUCCUGCAACAGGGCCGCCCUGCAAGGGACAUCCUGAAAGAAAUGUCAAAGAAUAAGCCUCGUCUUUAUGCGGCGUUGGAAGUGGCGGAUGCUGCUGUGGCGAAGGAGGAGGAAGGCGGCGAUGAUGGGGAGACGCUCGACUUGUAUCAGCAGAGCCUGGGGGAACUCUUGCUCAUGUUAGCAGCUGAGCCCACAGGGAGAAGACGGGAGUUGCUGCAUGCAGAGAUUCAGACUCUGAUGGGACGAGCCGAAUACCUAAAAGAGCAGAUAAAGAUGAAGGAGUCUCAAUGGGAAGCCGAGGACAAGGAGGGCCUGUCGGACUCCGUGCGGACCUCCUGUACUUUACAGUAACCUACAUGCCUGGCUUAUGCUCUGUGGAUUCAAUACUUCAGCUGGUGAGCAACAGACAAUCUUCCUACCCAGACACCAAUAUGCAGCAAGGAGCAGUGGGCAUUUGUACGGAAUUGUGUUUAGUUUGUCUCACCGAGUGCACUUAACGACACACACCAGGUUGUAAAAAGUGUGUUUGCUUGUAUGCAAAGAAGCAUUAUUUAUUGAUGUACCCUGUUGUUGUAAAAUUAAUGUUUGUUGUGCAAUUGCUGAGCAAAAAACAUGAAGCUUUUAAACACCUGGACUUGGUUCCAACCUCGUGCGAAAUGGUGGUUUAAUUAAACGGACUACGGUUAGUGUGGUUGUCUGAAUGCAGGUCACUCUGCUGACUGGGAUUGGUUAGGGACUACCAAGCCAGGUUCUGAAGUCAGUGUGGUAAUCCGAGUCUUAACUGUGGUUUCUUCUGGUCUAUGAACACAGCCAUCCCGGCUUAAUUCCAACAUAUUUCCCCACACCACCCUCUCUGGCUUUAGGGCAAAGGCCAUGAAAACUAGCGUUUGUCGAGGCAAGCCAGGAUGACCUUCGGCGAGCUGAAUCCUGGUUUCAUAAACUAGCCAUAGAUCCAGAGGAGUUAGCCGUGUUAGUCUGUAGCAGCAAAAUCAAAAAGAGUCCAGUAGUACCUUUAAGACUAACCAAUUUUAUUGUAGCAUAAGCUUUCGAGAAUCAAGUUCUCUUCGUCAGAUGCCUGAUCAGUGAGAACUUGAUUCUCGAAAGCUUAUGCUACAAUAAAAUAAACUAGCCAUAGUUCACAUAAACUAACUUCAGACAUCAUGCAAAACCAGUUUCAUUAGAUGGAACUAUACUUCUUGUGAGUUAAACACUCAUCUAAUUACACUCAGGGUACAAUAAGCCAGGAUUUUAUGUAUUAACCAGAUUGCCUCUUGACUGUGGUUUUGUGUGAUUUAUGAAUGGGGACAAUUCUGGUGUGUUUCCUGGCACUGUCCUUAAUACAAUUUAGGCUGGCAUAACAUAACAUAAGAAGACAUAAUGUGAGAAGAGCCCUGCUCUAUCAGACCAGCAGUCCAUCUAGUCCAGCAUUUGGUCAUGCACAGUAGCCAACCCGUUACAAUGGAGGGCCAAUAACAGAGCAGUCUCUUGCUAUGAAAACCCCACGGGGGGGGGGGGGAGGUCACCAUAAGUCAGCUAUGACUUGUGGGCGCUCUCCACCACCACCAGAACUCUUCAUCAGAUUUUGGGUAGCACGGAAGCCUGCUUUUUUUGGUCAGCCCUAAUAAAAAGGUGUUUCAGCUAAAGUGCUUGAA